This is a messenger RNA of Aureobasidium vineae, 858 nucleotides long. Lineage: Eukaryota; Fungi; Ascomycota; Dothideomycetes; Dothideales; Saccotheciaceae. The record is from the annotation of a GenBank genome assembly.
AUGGCAGAAUUUCAAGAUCACACAUCUCCAGCUGCGCCCGCGACGGCGUCUGAGCGCAGCACACCGCAAGAAAUACCUGCCGCCACAUCGCCCACGCCACAGCCAGAAAGAUCGCCAUCUCAAGAAGGUUCUGAAGAAGGCGAGAUGGCCGACACUGGGACUGCUCCUACAACCGACGACGCGCCACCAUUGCCUGACGAGCCAUUACCUGAGGAUGCUCCACCUCUUCCCGAUGAGCCUCUGCCUGCGCCAACUGAGGAGGAUGACGGCUGGUCCGCUCAGCUUGACUCUUCUUCUGGCUGCUGGUACUUCCUCAAUCGCUUCACUGGUUUGUCGCAAUGGGAGAAUCCACGAGUCCCCACCACUGUUCCAAGCCAGCAGUAUGCGCCAGGCACGGGUCCAACCUCACACGCUCCUGGUACCUCUGAAGCUGUCGCACCGCCUUCGUCUCCUCCGAGAGAACCAUACCUAGGCUACAACCCCAAGAUACAUGGCGACUUUGAUCCGAACGCAGACUAUGCCAAGUGGCACCAGGAACACCAGACGGAAGAAUGGGCCGCUUCAGAAGCUGCUUUGGCACAACCUAUUGCAGCGUACGAACAAGCAGGCACCUUCAAUCGCUUCACGGGAGCUUUCCAGGCCGCCGACAAGAGCGCAGAAAACCACAAUGACGAGAACAAGUCAAAACGCCAACUGAACGCCUUCUUUGACGUAGACCGCGCUGCCAAUGCUCACGAGGGUCGCUCUCUCAAAGCUGAGCGCGCGAAUCAAAAGUUGAGCAAGAAGCAAGUCAAAGCCUUCAACGAGCAGCGACGUGCCAAGAAGGAGCAAAAGCGCCGCGAUUUCCUCAUGAGUUGA